Molecule: messenger RNA, 2935 nt
Organism: Electrophorus electricus (electric eel)
Lineage: Eukaryota; Metazoa; Chordata; Actinopteri; Gymnotiformes; Gymnotidae
Gene: zc2hc1c
Product: zinc finger, C2HC-type containing 1C
Source: RefSeq, a predicted model, not a curated record
AGCCAGUUCAUUACCUACAAUGAGUGCACGAGAGGCAAAGUGCCCUAUAUUCAAGCUAACAUAACGUUAGUUUAAUCGGUUCGCAAUUAACCUAGCAAGGUUAUCUAGCUAGCUGUUAACUAGCGUUAACUUAGCAGACGUUUAUUAUUUAGUGUUAUUUGAGAUAUUCUGACUGUCUGUAUAUAACGUUUGCAAAUUAUGCCACAACCUGACUCUGCAUGUUUGGAGAAAGACGUGAUACUGAAAACUGCUACCCUUGAGGAGAGGGCACAAAUACACGGCGCCUUCCUCCAAAUUACAGUUCACAAUCUCAUUUGAAUAUGACAGAAGACUGGGAGCGAAAAACAACUGCUGUUAAAGACCGGCCUCAAGAGAGUUGGGAAAAAUGGCAAAAUCCAGGACCUAUACAGAGGAAGUACAGCCCAGCCACAUCAAGGCAUAAGAUGUACUUAGAUGAGAAGGAAGAUGACAUUUCGAUGGAUAAAUCAAUGGACAGAAUGGACAGUAUUUUUCCUCUAAAGCCUGUCUGCCACAAGAGGUCAUUUAACCUGAACAACUGCCAAGCAGACAACAAUUCUGUUAUACAAAAAGACCAAAGGAGACAUUAUCAUGUCCCCUGUUCAUCCCAAAGUAAACAGACCAAUAACAAGAGACAGGGGGUAAAUGAUCUGAGUAAAUUGGAGCUGUUUGAUUCCUGUGAUUCUGUAAGGGGUGAAACCAAUGGCAAGCCAACCAUUGGGUACCAGACAUUAUACAAGGACCAGGGCAGAGGUUCUGAAGAUCAGAUUGAGUUGACAAAGGAAAUACAUAAAAAGGAAAUUAUACUCCAAGAAAAACUGUUAAAGGCAGAGCAAGAGCUGAGGAAAGUUCAACUAAAAACUGCAUUUGUGGACAAAGUCAAAAGGGAGGAAAGGAGAAAGAGCAUUAAAAAAGAAGAAAACAGGUUAUACUGUAAUGAGAAAGGAAACUGGGAUUGGGAGAGUGCAAGAGAAAGGCCCUUAGGAGGCAGAAAAGAUGAAGGACAGAAGGAGCGAGUCCGAGAAAGAGACCGGGGGAUGGGCAACAAACACGAUAUAGAACAAUGGGAGAAGUGUGAGAGGGAGACAAACAUGGUCCCAAGAGAGAGAAGGAGAGAAGGUCUUCAGUGGGGAUACAGUGAAAAAAACAAAACCAGAGACUAUAAGAUUCAGGAAAAAUUCUGCAACAAUUCUAAGGAGAUAAAAGAGAAAUGGGAAAUAGGAAGAAAAAAUGAGACAAGGAGAGAAAAAGCAGUGGAAUGGAACUGGAAUGAUAUAAGAGAAUUGGAAAGGACAAAUUGGCAGGGGAAGGGAAGAGUGAAUAGUGAAGAAAACAGGAGGAGUGAAAGAUCAAAGGUUAAGAGAGACAUAGAGGAUGAGGAGGAGCAACAAUGGAAGAUAAUAGACAUGCUUAAGUCAAAUUCACAUGCAAAAGGGAAAGCAUUCUCCAAACAUGAACAAAUAAAUGGGCUUGAAUCAGAUCAUUGGCUAAGCCAAGAGAGGCUUUAUCAGCACAAUCAAAGGGCUGCAGAGGAAAUGACAUCAAAAAGCAUCAAAAAGGGUUUACCUAACGAGCCAUCCACUGAAGCAGCUCCGUGCUUUCCUCAGCUCAGCCAAAAGGUUAAAAGCCUCCAGCAAGUGGAAUUCAGUCCAGAAAACAGUUUCAGUGUUAAUAUACGUCUCAUACCCUGUAACAUAUGCCACAGACAGUUUAAAGAAGACCGUCUUGACAAGCACAGCAGUGUUUGUGAGAAAAUACAUCAAUCCAAACGUAAAACCUUUGACUCCUCAAAAUACAGGGCCAAAGGUACUGACCUGGAAAACUUCAUGAAGACAAAUGACCAGUGUAAGACACCAGAGCUCAAGAAGAAUAACUGGCGUCAAAAACAUGAGGCUUUCAUUCGUAAUCUUCGCCAGGUUCGCGGUCCUUCAACAGGAGACUUUCAGCCACAGUCAAGUUCAGAUCUGAACCCAGAUUAUAUAACCUGCCCCCACUGUGGCAGACACUUUGCCCCUGGUCCAGCAGAAAGACACAUUCCGAAGUGCCAGAACAUUAAGAGUAGACCUCCACCUCCUAGGCAUCGCCGUUAAAACUUGAUGGCACAAGUGAAAUCAUGACAUUUUACAACUUUUUCAUCUUUUAGAAUAAAAUUAUUUGAAUGAUGAAACAUUUGUCACUGGCAAUAGUGAAAACAUGCAAAAUAAAGUUACUGCAGAUCCCUUUGUAUCAAGAGUGACUAGAAAAAUGCUGCAUGUUGAUUUAUAAAUCUGAAAUACAACUAUGCUUAUUUGAUGGAAUUAAUAAACAUGUAAUUUGCAAAGGUAAUGUUUGCCAUAUGAAAUCUGCGAGCCUCAAGCUUAAGCACAUAACAUAGCUUACCCCAUACCUGUAUAUUAUAACUGCACACUAAGCACUUUCCACCAACACCUCAUCUUCCACAGCCUUAACAGUAAAAGCAUAUGAAUCACCAGGUUUACUAUUACAAAUUAUGUGGACAUGCAUAUAAGGACACCUUAUUUUUACUCUGGAGUGCUUUUAUUUAUAUAAUGCAUGCAGUACUCAUUUUAACUUUAAGCAGGUAUACAUAGAAUACAUAUUCAGUAAGCAUUGACCACCAAUUCUAUUGCAGUGCAAAUUUAGCAAUUUAGAAAACCAAUGAAAAUGGCCUGAAAAAUACUGAAAAGAAUUUUUUAAAAUGGCCAAAAAUGCAACGUUUUCAAAGCCUGCAUAUCUUAAUUUAGAAAUUAAAGAGGAACUUAAUCAGUGGCAUUAUUAUUAUUUUCUGUUUACAGGCAUACUUAAGAAUUAAUUUUGCACUGAACUGGUGUGACAUCUACUGUUUAUAAUUAAGAAGUGGAGUUUACAAAUACAGCUUGAAAGUAAAUCCUCUAUUUGGUAUACAUCAAUAGAAAAAAAA